Molecule: messenger RNA, 1587 nt
Organism: Pteronotus mesoamericanus
Lineage: Eukaryota; Metazoa; Chordata; Mammalia; Chiroptera; Mormoopidae
Gene: CCDC63
Product: coiled-coil domain containing 63
Exons: 10
Coding region: 16-1587 (523 amino acids)
Biological process (GO): cilium movement; outer dynein arm assembly
Cellular component (GO): axoneme
Source: RefSeq, a predicted model, not a curated record
CAGCAGUUCCGGAAGAUGGUGGAAAGUCGGAAAUCCUUGAACUUCCACUCCCAGCAGGUGCUCACGUACCAGCAGAAGGAAAUCAAGACCCUGCAAGAGGAGCAGGACGAGAUCACCCUGCUUUUGAGUCUCAUCAAGUCCUCCAAGAACUUAGAUCUGAAUGAGAAAAACUACAUGGAGCUGCGUUUCCUGCUGCAAACCAAAGAGGACUACGAGGCCUUGAUUAAAUCGAUGAAACUACUGUUGGCUGAACUGGAUGAGAAGAUUAUUCAGAUGGAAAAAAAAAUAACAAACCAAAAACAGAUCUUCACAAAAAUACAGGAGGCCAAUAGUCCCCGGAAACUGCAAAAACAGAUCCACGUGUUAGAAACUCGUCUGAAUCUUGUCACUGUGCAGUUUGACAAGAUGCUGACCACCAAUGCUAAGCUGCGGAAGGAGAUUGAGGACCUACGGUAUGAGAAGGCUGCUUAUGACAACGUCUACCAACAGCUCCAUCGACGCCUGUCGUUGAAGAAGAAAACCAUGAACGUGGCCAUUGAACAGUCUGCGCAGGCCUACGGGCAGAGACUGGAAGCCAUGGCUCGAAUGGCAGCCAUGAAGGAGCGCCAGCAGAAGGACAUCUCUCAGUACAACCUGGAGAUCCGAGAGCUGGAGCGCAUCUACGCCCACGAGACCAAGCUCAAAUCCUUCCUGCUCAUCAAGCUGAAUGAUCGCAUGGAGUUCGAGGAGCAGGCCAAAAAGGAAGAAGCUCUCAAGGUGAAGAAGUCCAGGAAGAAGAGCAAGGGUGAGUGCUUUGAGAGCUAUGAGGUGGCCCACCUCCGGCUGCUGAAGCUGACUGAGAAUGGUGACCUAAAUGAGUUCAUGAAGGAAUUUCUGGCCAAGGAGGAGAAGAACUUUGCCAGGUUCACGUACGUCACAGAGCUUAACAACGACAUGGAGAUGAUGCACAAGAAGAUCGAGAAAAUCCAGAAUGAGAUCCUCUUCUUGCAAUCCCAGCAGAAAGCGUCCCAGGAUGAGAACAGCUCUGUCCUGAGACAGCUGGAGGAGAAACUGAAGAAGACCAGCGAGGAGGCGGAUAUGUACGAGAACAGCUACAAGGAGGUCAGCAAGACCUUGGAGACCCUCAAGAGCUCAGUGGAGAAUCUUUUUAAGAAGAUAAAUUGUGAUGCCACCAAGAUCCUGGUGCAGUUAGGGGAGACAGGGGAAAUCACCAAUACCAACCUGUCUCAGUACUUGGCCAUCAUUGAAAAGAAGACCAACGACCUGCUGCUGUUAGAGUCCUACAAGCGGAUCCUGGACAAGGAAGGGGUGGAGGCGGAGCAACCGGCACCCUUCAUCAACCCUUUCUGGGGCGGCACUGCCCUCCUGAAGAAUGUGGAACCCAUCAAGGUCAACCCCCCAGCGCUUGGGGCCGACCCCUUCAGCGACAGGUUGGACGAAGUGGACCAGCCCCUGGACCACAGCAGCCUUCAGCAGAUGGUGCUCAGCAACUACACCAUGAAAGAGUUGCGAAACAGGGACUCACAGCUGGACAGCGUCCCUGAAAAGGGGGACGACCUGAGGCUCAAGAAGAAGUUAAUGGUCUGA